Molecule: messenger RNA, 2511 nt
Organism: Onychostoma macrolepis
Lineage: Eukaryota; Metazoa; Chordata; Actinopteri; Cypriniformes; Cyprinidae
Product: nuclear factor 7, ovary-like
Exons: 6
Coding region: 337-1701 (454 amino acids)
Biological process (GO): protein ubiquitination
Molecular function (GO): ubiquitin-protein transferase activity; zinc ion binding; protein binding
Source: RefSeq, a predicted model, not a curated record
AUCAAGUCAAAUAAGGCAGUCAAAUAGUCAAGCAACACAAGACACUUACAGGCAAGAUGAACAGGAUGUUGAAACCGCACUCUCUUACAACAUUUACCAGGAAGAGACUGACUUAGUGUUUCUUAUUUCCUGUUUGACUCUUUUCUCAGUGUCAAUAAUCAAUGGAGAACAAAUGCAAACAUUUUUGAGAAGGAUUUUUUAGAAAAGUUUUGUUUGUUUGUUUUUUGAACAGACAGCAGCUCUUUGUCCUUGUGGCUAUUUUAUUUUAUUUAUUUUUUUAACUAUAUAUCAGAAAGUGAAAGUAAAGUUCAGAUAGCUGAAGCUCAAAGAGUGAAAAUGGAUUCACUAUCCUCAGAUGAUUUUUCUUGUCCUGUGUGUUAUGAAAUCUUCAAGGAUCCUGUUGUUUUAUCAUGUAGUCACAGUUUCUGUAAAGAGUGUCUUCAACAGUUCUGGAGAACCAAGGAAACUCAGGAGUGUCCUGUCUGCAGGAGAAGAUCCUCAAGAGAUGAUCCUCCAUGCAAUCGCGCGCUAAAAAACUUGUGUGAGUCGUUCCUGAAGGAGAGAAAUGAGAGGUGUUCAUCAGGGUCUGAGGAGAUCUGCAGUUUACACAGUGAGAAACUCAAACUCUUCUGUCUGGAGGACAAACAGUCGGUGUGUUUAGUGUGCAGAGAUUCACAGAAACACGUCAAUCACACAUUCAGACCCAUCGGUGAAGCUGUUCCAUUGUAUAAGGAGGAGCUCAAAACAGCGCUGAAGUCCUUACAAGAGAUACUUAAACACAGUAAACACCUUAAAGGAGAAUUUGAGAAAACAGUUCAACACAUCAAGUCUCAAGCUGAGCACACUGAGCGUCAGAUUAAACAGCAGUUUGAGAAGCUUCAUCAGUUUCUCAGCGAUGAAGAAGAAGCUACAAUCACUGCACUGAGGGAGGAAGAGGAGCAGAAGAAGCAGAUGAUGAAGGAGAAGCUGGAGGAGAUCAAUAGAAACAUCUCAGCUCUUUCAAACACAAUCAAAGACACGGAGGAGAUGAUGAAAGACAAUGAUGUCUGCUUUCUAAAGAAGUUUCCAGUCUCAAUGGAAAGAGUCCAGAUCUCAUCACAGCCGGAUCCACAGAUGCCUUCUGGAGCUUUGAUUCAUGUGCCACGAUACUUAAGCAACCUGCACUUCAGAGUCUGGAAAAAGAUGCAGGACAUCGUCCAAAACACUCCUGUGAUUCUGGAUCCAAACACGGCUCAUCCACGUCUUGUCCUCUCUGAUGAUCUGACCAGUUUGAGAUGGAGCGAGAACAAACAAUCAGUUCCUAAUAAUCCAGAGAGAUUUGAUGAUUAUUACUGUGUUCUGGGUUCAGAGGGUUUUAACUCAGGAACACACUGCUGGGAUGUGGAGGUUAAAGAGAGUUUAUGCUGGAGUAUAGGAGUAACUACAGCAUCAAACAAAAGGAAGGGGUGUGAUUUCUAUAAUUCUAAUGUCUGGAGUGUGCAGUAUGAUCAGUAUGGACUGUAUGAACGGUCUGGUUUUCAUAUUAAACAGUAUCUUGAGCGUGUGAGAGUUGAUCUGGACUAUGACAGAGGAACGGUGUCAUUCUCUGAUCCUGUAGCUAACACACAUCUACACACAUUCACAACCACCUUCACUGACACCGUCUUUCCAUCCUUUGAUAGUUUUUCCCCUCUCAGGAUCUUACCGUUUCGUAGUCAGUAAACAUUAAACCUGCAGGGCUGGAUCUUCCUGCUUUCAUCUUUUAUAUUCAUAAAUUAAUUUUCUUUUUUUCUGUAGUAAUUCAGGGUUAUUUACCAUUUACCCCAAGCUGUGUGGUUUUACCAACUCCCUGUUGUCUUAAAAUUCCUAUGUAUUUUGUCUUUGUUGGAACAAAUUUUCAGUGUCACUGGGAUUCAUUAAAGGACUCACUGAAAUCUCUUACAAACUUUGACUCCAUUUCAGAACAAAUUGUGAUCUCUUGAACUUGUUUGAACAGAUGUGUGAUAUCAGUGCCAUUAUCUGAAUAAAAUGUUAUGCUGAACAUGGCCAAAGUUUAAAAAAAAAUGUAUAUAUAUUUGGAUAUAUGACACAUUUCUGAGUUAAAUACAUUUGGUCAGGGUUCGUGUAAGUUUCGGGAAGUUUUUUUUUUUUCCCCAAGUAUGGCCCUGUAUAUAAUGGAAUAUAGAAGAGAAUAUAGAAGAGAUUGUGUUCAGUUGAAAAAAAGUUGUGAUUUUUACCCAGACAUUUUAAAAUUACACAUUGUAGAGAUGUAACUGCAAUACCGUGAUACUGUGAAACCUUGGUAUUUUUGCUUAAGGUUAAAAUAUUCUCUAAUUCUGUCAUUCAUGGACACUUGAUCGUCUUCACACGGAACUGAGGUACAAGAACUGUCUCUUUCCAACCCUUUAUUUUGUGUUGUAACAGUUAAGAGAGACAAUCAUUCAUAUUCAAAAUCACCAUCUAGAGCUCAGUCAAAUAAAGCAGCAAAUUGUCAAAGUACACAAGACACAAUCAGUAAGAUAAUAAAAAUGC